ACACUAAUACAUAUCAUGGCGCCGGUCUCGAUCCCUUCUAUUGCCCCAGCAGAGCCAUUUUCCAGGACAUCAGGCAAUGUUGGUCCUGGUGCGGUUUGGACCGUCUUCAACGUGAACGAUGAAGGUUCCAGCGUUGAUUCCGUCGACUGGGGUUUGUGGAAGGAUAAAGCACUCAAGUGGCUGAGCGGGGCGUGGACGUUCGCAGGCGAACACGCUGGAGACUGGCUAAAGGCAGUUGAGGCGUUCGUGAAGGAAAACGGCCUUGCCAUCGGCAUCACGUUCCUCGUCGUCGUCCUCCUCUUGGCACCGCCAUUUCGUGCCCUUAUCGCCAGUAUAUUCUCCGCAAUCUACAGACUUGUCGUCUUCAUCCUGUGGUUGCCGGUCAACCUUCUCAGAGGGAUCUGGGCAGUCAUGAAGUACGUCCUCAAGGGCUUCUUCAACUGUCUUGGUUGUGGAAUGCGUGGCAUUAGAGGAGGAAGUCUUGCGUCCGCCCAUCAAUCCAGAAACUACGGCGGUGUCACUCCCGGUGGAUCCGCGUUCUCGAGAGCACAGUCGUUUGGCGCUCGUGGCGGGUUUCCGCUGGACUACGUAGCUGGGGAUGUUUCAGACGCUGUGAAGACGUUUGCGAAAAAGAGUCUCUGCCUUAUCCUCAUGUUCCUCGUCCUCGUCCUGGUUGUCCUCCUCCUAUUGAUAUCGCAAGUUCGUGCCCUUGUCUCCAGCAUAUUCUCCGUGAUCUUCAAAGUUAUCGUCUUCAUCCUGAACAUCCUUCUGGAAGUGAUCUGGAUAAUCCUGAAAUUUCAUUCCGCUUCCCCCUCUCUGUUGGUCUGCGACAGCGUCCUCAUCGAUCCGCCUGCCAUUACCCUUGCAACUCCUCAAGUGAGCACGAUGCCUCCCUGGUUCGUGGUAUCAACUGCUAAGACCAGCGUAGAACGUCGCAUAGCGGAGAUUAUCAACUGCUUCAGUACGUCUUCUCUCCGACAUUUCACGGCAGAACUCUCGAACCAUUCCCAGCCUUUCAUUGAUCUCGCUCUCGCACUCGUUCAAGCCAUAGAUUAUCCAUACACAACGGGCCUAUUACUGCUCUACUUCGGAGCGGAGCCUCUUCUCUUCUGCUUUCUCAAAGGGAUUUUCGUAAUCUGGGGAAGCUUUCUCUAUCUGUUUGGGUUCGAGAAGCCAAGGGUCAACCGCGAUGGCCUCAUGUCUCAAUCACAGCGCAAUUACGGUGCUACCGUUUCCGACACCCAGGAAAAUUCUUCUUACUUCGCCUAUCUGGAGGCCGCCGGGUGUGGGGAAUCUAUGUUCUGGGUAGGGAAUGGGGAUGGUGGUGAAGGUUCGAAUUUGACGGUGAGGUCGCUGGACAGAGGGUCGCAGUGGAAGCGUUGGGACAUGUUCAAAUGUCUUACACCCAGGUCGGAUCGGUGUGAGAAGGUGCAUACGGGUUCUCACUGA
Molecule: messenger RNA, 1449 nt
Organism: Stereum hirsutum FP-91666 SS1
Lineage: Eukaryota; Fungi; Basidiomycota; Agaricomycetes; Russulales; Stereaceae
Exons: 10
Coding region: 16-1449 (477 amino acids)
Source: RefSeq, a predicted model, not a curated record